CUACCGCAUAUUUAUAUUAGCUAACAAAAACGUACGGGGAGUCACGUCUCAUUCGCUUGAAAUUUCCAGCUGGAAUCUCUCCUUUUUUUCUCUCUGGCGCUUUCAUGGAAGAGGAGGAAACCAGAGAGAGACAAACCCACGAAGAAAAAGCACGAUCUCCCGGCGUGAAGCGGCCACGGGAGGACGGAAGUAGUGGAGAUCUGGGUGAGGACAUCGUGAAGUGGUUGUUGGGGGACGAGAGUGAUGGUGAGUCGGUGGCUGAGCUGUUGAAGCAACUGGAGUGUACAGAGUCACCGACGACGUGGGCUACCACUAGGGUUAAGUUCAUCGACAACCCUUACUCGUCGCAGCUGAUUUUCCAGUCUUCUUCGUCGUACAUCACCAUCAACGGGAACGAGGAGACCUGUGGGUCGUCUUUCUCGGACUCGGACUCCAGCGUGAUGGCGAGCGUAGACAUGGGUGGGGUCGUGGGUGCAAAUGUGAAGGUUCCGCGCGGGAUCGAGGGGCUCAGAGGGUGGUUUUCUGGGGAGGGGCAAGGGUUGUUGGGUGCAAACGAGGCGGAGGCGCGUGGGUGGGUGGUGGGUGGAGAUGGGUAUGAUGGCGGCGAAGGAACGAAGAUGAACGACUGUGAUGGGUUUGAUCGGGAUUGGGAUGAUGUUGGGCUGGCGCGGUUUCUGGGUGAGGACCCUUUUUUGAACCCCUAAUUUUGAGUCAACAUGACCAGUGACUCAGCAUUUUCUAAUUUUUGUUUUCAAGUACAUAUACUUUUGGGUUGGCUGGUGAAUGGUGGUGGCCGGCGGAUAAUGGGGCGGAUUGCGGUGGUUCUAACUCUGUUAAUAUGAUACUAGACAAGAAAGAAAUAUUUUUAGGCAGAAAGAAGGGGUUGUUUUGGUUUGUUUUGGGAAUUGUCCAUUACAUGGACUGCUCUGUCCUCUUAGUCUCUUACACUUGGAGAAAAGGAAAAUUGGAAUACGGGGAAAGGGAAUUUUUACAAAGUAAAAUUUCGAAACUGGGUACCCCAACCAUUGCAGGCAAAGCUGUGGGUGUUAAAAAAAGAAAAAAACGAGAGAGAUAGAAUAAUAUCUUCUUGAAUUUUUGCUUUCAACAAGAACAGAGAUUGCAGGGGUCCAGCAGUGUUAAACAAGUCAAGGUUACUACCACUGGAAAACAAAAACUUAUGAUUUGG
Molecule: messenger RNA, 1186 nt
Organism: Rubroshorea leprosula
Lineage: Eukaryota; Viridiplantae; Streptophyta; Magnoliopsida; Malvales; Dipterocarpaceae
Source: the annotation of a GenBank genome assembly